UUUGAUUCCCGGCCCUGUGCGCUCGUCGGCACUGGCGGGAUGCUCAGAUCGAAAAACGAAGCGCCGACGGCGUGGUCGCCCCAAAACUUUUUGCGCGCCAGCGCGCUGCCCAAAGUUAGGGACACUCCGUGAAAGCGAAACAAAAAAAACAAAAAAGGCGACGAUCCGAGAAAGCUUCUCUGCCUCUUCCGCCGUAGUUCGGCAUUCUUCGCCUGCUGCACUUCGGCCGGGACCGUUUCUUCGUUCAAGAUAUCGGCAUCCACUCUCACAUGGCUGGUGAAACUGGUGGCUAAACUGUUGGUGCUCCUGUUUUCGCGCACCAACCGCGGUGCAUUGACCUGCUGAAGCUCAAAACUGAAGUUCAAGUUCACUUUCAAGACUCCGGAAUUCCCAUUCCUUGACGAAAAGAAGGCCCCGUGCGGCGAAGUUUUGUUGCCGGCAUGACUUGAACUACAGUGUUUGCCUGGUGGUUCCAUUUUUGCGGCGUUUUAUAAGAUGUUGGUGUCGGUGCCUUAAGGAUUACUCCGUUUCCGCGAGGAAGUCCCUGCGAGGACGUGGAAUUCUGCGAGCGUUAUCUUUGUCGUGAGCGUUCGUCUUUGACCUGCUGAUGCGUGUGUGUGCAGGAUGCAAUGAGGAAACGAUAGGUCCUGGUGGUCGAAACAUGUAGCCACACGUGAACAAGUUUGGUGAACGAUCAAUGGAUGCCUACGGGCUACGAAUUCGCAGUAUUCUCAUCUCCGCAAAAAGUUUUGACCAGAAGACAGCUUCGCCACGAUCCCGGAGUGACGCACGGAUAACAGAAGGCUGAAGUCGUCGGCGCUUGUUGGUGGAACAUGGGCUCAACAGAAACCCCGAGGUAAAGUUUGGCAACCGCAAGACCAUUAUCAUCCGUGACUCACUGCUUUUAAAGAAGCUUCAUCAAUGGACACUACUUGUCGGGAGCAGCUCGCCGGGCUAGAUUCAACGCUGCCUCCAAGCGAGUUGCUGGAAAAUUGCACUGGUUUACCCGGGUUCCUCAAUGACAGCUGCUGUCCAUUAUCAGCGGAGGAACCAGGGGAUGGCUGGAUAUUCGAUCGCCGCGAUGUCAAGGUCGUCCUUGUCAUCGCUUACAGUAUGGUCUUCUGCUGCUGCUUCUUCGGUAACCUGCUGGUCAUUGGUGUCGUGAUCAUGAACCGGCGCAUGCGAACAACGACCAACUUCUUUCUGACCAAUCUGGCGGUGGCCGACCUGUGCGUGGCCAUGUUCUGCGUGUUCCAGAACCUGUUCUUCUACCUCACCCCACAGUGGGUAUUUGGAGACUUCCUGUGCCGAAUGUACUUCUUUGUGCACGGGCUCAGCUACACGGCGUCCAUCCUGAUACUCACCGUAAUCUGCGCGGAGAGGUACCUGGCCAUUGUGCAUCCCAUGUUGAACAAGCAGGUGGUGACGAUGACCCGGCUUCGCGUGACCAUUGUCACGGUGUGGUUCGUGAGUGCUGCCUACUGCAGCCCACGAAUCGUGAUGUACGGCACCGUGGAAGCAGUGGUGGACGACAAGCGCGAAGCCCUCUGUGUGCUCCAGAGGGCGCUUUACGACUCGAAGACGUACGACCUGGUGAACUUCGUCGUCUGCUUCCUCGUGCCUCUGAUCAUCAUUAGCGUCCUGUACGCCAUCAUCUGCUACCAGCUAUGGCACAGUCAAGCCAUUGUGUCGCAACCACAAAACCACAUCGCCGCCCAGACGAACCACCAGCUCGUACUGAACCCCACACUGUGUCACCAAAAGUCACACUCACAGCAAAGGAUAGCGGGAACACCACCACCAUGCCGGCGGUCUUGCUCGGAUGAAGAUUCCGAGUCACCACCUCCGGUUGACUCGAAAUUAGAGUAUGCUCAAACUUUCGUAACGGCCUCCAGCAGCGCCAAGGAGCCUUGUUCAACGACGACAGUUGCGCUGACCGUGCCCUACUCAAAUUCCACACAGAGGAUAGCCGAUGGCCACCAGGUGACCAGAGGGACAUCGGGCUGCAACCGCUGCGGAAGCGUGGAAGCUCCAACGACUCGCAAGGUUCCCGUCAAAACGUUUUAUUACUCCAACAGCGCAGCAGCGUCAGCGCUCAGGCCGCGGCGCAAAGUAAUUCGUCUUCUGGUGGCCGUCGUCUUUAGCUUCGCCCUGUGCAACUUGCCUUUUCACGCACGCAAACUCUGGCAGCACUGGUCGCCGGAAUACAAUGGCUCCAGUCCAGGAGCCGCCAUCUUGACCGUGGUGACGAACCUUGUGCUAUACCUGAACUCGGGAAUCAACCCAUUUCUCUACGCUUUGUUCUCUAAGAAUUUCCGGCAGUGCAUGGGCGACGUAUUGUUCUGCCGGAACCACAGGUUCCGGUCGAAGAGCCGGUCCUCGUUCCAGGCCAUGUCCAAGUCGCUCAACUCGAAUGUGAGCCAGGGGACGCCUCAGGCGGCUCACCUGGUUCAUGGACAUCGGCAAGCCAUGCAGCAGCAGCACUUGUGAUUGCCACAACACCCUCUUAAUGUCAAUGUUCCGAAUAUUACUUGCUCGCUAUGAAUUUUGUUCAAUGUGCUCUAUGAGACUGGCUAAUCGUGCGCCGGUAUAAUUAUUCUUUUGGAAGCUUGCCGGACCCUUCGAACUUUCUUAUGUAAACAUGUAUUAAGUUCCGCAAGUACACUUUUGAAGAUUAGCUUUUUGCGCCGUGCUCGUAAAUGCCAUGUGAAUCCCUACAAGGUGUGCACUGAACACAGAAAUCACGUUGAUGUUGUGUUUUUCGCGAGGCCGAAAAGUUGGCAUAACUUUGUACUAGAAUUAAGAUCGUAGGCCUCCAAGUUUUUCAGUAAUGGUUCAGUAAUGUGAAAAAGAACAGGAGAAAACAGGAAUUUUUCUACCUGCAUGAUGGUCUGACAUUCAUUGACAGGUAAACCAACCUUAUGGACCUGCUUGAAAUUGUGCGUAAAACAGCGUAGUCAAGAUUACCUUUCAGUGAGGUGCAGACGUCUCGCUGGAGUAAUAUGUUUUCCUCUUCGGUUAUAAUCCAGUGGCGCCGCUGGCCACGUCUUUCUCGCGUGCCAUCUUUCACUGUUUCUAGAUCUGUGGUCACUUAGUGGUGUCAGCAUAAAGUGUUCUCAAGGACCAAGAAAGGUCCAAUUCCUACUUCGAUGUAGAUCUAUAGCUUCAAAAAAUCUUUCUCUGACUCGUGUAACAUGUAAUUUUCUUUUGUGGAAAAUAAGCGUUUCUCGGGGAUUUUUCCAGAUCUUGACAAUGUAUACCGAUAUUUCACAUUAAGAAAUUAAGAAGACACCCCUGUCAGAGCUCCUCAUUGGACGCUCUGACCUGGAAAUGGCACCGGAACUUCUUUAGCAGGGCAAUAAAGUUUAAUUGAAUAUAAGUGCGUUGUCCGUCGCUACCGAACGGCGCUACCUUAUGAUAAUGAACGCUAGUCGCUCGUGAUGUGCAGCCUAGCUUUGAUUUCAGCGGUCUGUACUAAUUUUUCAGUGAUCGAUUCGACAUUUAGAGAUCGUAUUAUGUAAAGGUAUUGAAGCAGUGGUCUCCUCUCUUCACUGGCAUUUAAAUUUUGAAAAACUGCUCCUGCAUAUACGCAGCCCGGAUGCUCAAUGGUGGCCUAGUCAACGCUUCCCACCACAUUCGCAACUGAGAUCAACGUCACCUCUUGCGCUAGCCACUUCACAUUUCCUACAUCCUUCAUAUGGUGACUGUGGUGCUUGAAAGCUUUGAAUGAUCGGAAGUAAACAUCAUCGAAUUGACUUGUUCAUCGAUUGUGGCCUUAUGUCAAGACCAAGUGAAUGAAGAAUUUUGACAGCAAAUUGGGGCGAGAAUACACAGAUCCUCUGUACUCUGCCUAUGUAAAGGAGAACUGUAGAUGGCGCAUACUUACCACAUUUAUUUACUGUCCACUAAGGUUAUCGCUGCAUUGUUUAUUACAGUUUGACAGAUUUGUAAGUACCUACCAUACUGCUUUUGUAUUGGCUUAUGUAGCCAAUAACUUCCAGCAUUCGCGAAUUCCACAUUGAUUUCGCGCAAUGUUAGCUCAGUGCUUUCCACGCGGUGAUAUAAGCGAAUAUAGCGUAUUGAUUUUUGCGAACAUUGCAGCACUGAUGUUUUAUGACGACUUUCUUUCUGAUGGCACGAUGAUCUUCAAAGCAAACGGCUAAUGAUAUGGAUGUAUACGGCACCACUUGCAGGUCAAAUUUCAAACCGCGAAAACGUGCAACGCUUUCAAAAAGUUGAAAAGUUGACACAAACGACGACGGCAACAGUUCCAGUUUCAGUAGGGUAAGACAUUGUGCUACUACUAAGGUGGUCAGCUAAGAGAUUCAUGUUUCACUUUAUGACAUUCAGUAGUUCGGUUCCUGCAGUAUUUUUACAAGGCCCCCAGGGUUCACACUGGUCUGUACAUAUAGCGCACAGAAUGCGCGAUAUCUAUAUCUACAGAAAUAUGUGGUUUUUACUGAUGUACCAUGGUCUUUGCUGCUUGCCAAUGGCUAAUAGCAACACAGACUUUUCAAGGGCCUCACAAUAUGUCCACGUGCGUCGUGCCGUACAUGAUGCUAUAUCUCUGCGAGGUUAUUAAACGAUGGCCUGUCUUCACAUAACG
Molecule: messenger RNA, 4606 nt
Organism: Dermacentor silvarum
Lineage: Eukaryota; Metazoa; Arthropoda; Arachnida; Ixodida; Ixodidae
Product: trissin receptor
Exons: 5
Coding region: 922-2490 (522 amino acids)
Biological process (GO): G protein-coupled receptor signaling pathway
Cellular component (GO): plasma membrane
Molecular function (GO): neuropeptide Y receptor activity
Source: RefSeq, a predicted model, not a curated record